ACAAAACCAACCCGAGAAAGAAUGGAUAGAGACGAAAUGGCGCCCUUCGCCUGCGCCAUAGAGUUCAUAAACGAGGUUCCCAGCGCAACUGAAGAAGAGCGCGAAGGCCACGACUGCUUUUGUGGCCAAGACUGGAGCUCCACCCAUAGUGCUGUUCGCCUACACUGUAGUCACAUAUUCGGCCGUGAGUGUUUGUUCGAAUGGUGCACAUCUAGCACCGAAGGCAACACAAAUAAAUGCCCUAUGUGUAGGACGUAUUUGUUCACUCACGGUCGUGCGUUGGCUGACAUGAAUGGGCUUUCAGAUCCUCAUAGUGUUAGGGACUGGAAUGAUAGCGACGGCGAUUCCUGGGAUCCGGGUUAUAACUACGACGGUAUCCGGGAUUGGGGUAAUGAUGACGAUGGUACCUGGGAUUCAACUUACGACGACGACGACGAUGAUUCCUCUGUUACGGAUGAUGUCGACGAUUUCUGGAACCGGGAUGCUGAUGCCGACGGUUACUGGGAGUUAUGGAAUCAUGAGAGUCCCGAAAGUGCAAGCGAUGCAGACAUAGCUCUACCGAGGCACGCUAUCCACGAGAUUGUGCCGUCAAGAACAAUCGGCUCACCGGAAUCACCCGAGGAAGUAGAGCGGGAAGGCUGGAUCGACAUAGCCGGGUGGGCGGACUUUGUUUACAGAGAAACCGAACGUCACCACCAAGAUAUCAUUGAGUGCCUCAGACAUGCUCUCCCGUACAUAAGAAGCCUUGAAAUCCCUGAUCCUGAAAAACGAGAGUUGCGGAGAGCGCUCAAGAGGCACAUGUUCUCUUUCCUUCGCGGCUCCACCGCCAUUCUGCUCGAGUAUGAGAAACGUCGCGUUGUGACAAGCAUCGGAAGAAAUGAACCAAUUUCGGACGGUUGUUUCAAUGUCCGUCAUCUUCCAUCCCAGAUCCGUGAAUAUGGUCAUGGCCUACUCUACCUUAUGCCGAAUCGCUGGGAAUCGCAGGACCCCCAGGCGCGAUUCCGUCAUAAUGGAGAAACCGACGGCAAGUAUCAAAACCGCAUGGAGUACAUAGACGUGCGACUGGUGAUGGGUGAGUACUAUCUGCAAAACUUCAUUCACGUGAAGCUCCUCAUGAAGCCAUAUGUCAGAUCCGCGCAACCUGACAGUGAACACCUUGAAGACGAGGAACACCCUGAAGACGAGAUCACUCACGCGCGCCGUAACCACGCUGCAGCAACAGCCCUCCUUGCCGAGUAUGAAACUUCGAGGCAGGAAGAGCCUUAUCGAGAUCAGCGCAUGGAGAUGCUGCGUUUGAUGCGUGACGAUUCAUUGGUAGUACUUGAUUCGUCUCCCACGACCGGAGUAUAG
Molecule: messenger RNA, 1350 nt
Organism: Periconia digitata
Lineage: Eukaryota; Fungi; Ascomycota; Dothideomycetes; Pleosporales; Periconiaceae
Source: the annotation of a GenBank genome assembly